AUGUGUUCAGGUAUUGGUUUAUUGGCCAAGUUAAAGAAUAAUAAUGAGAAAGAUGAUGAAAAUCUUGUUGAUAAGGUUCCUAAACCAAUAAACGAAAGUGAAUAUGGAAUAUAUAACAGUGAUGAAGAUGCAGAUAUAGAAGAUGAGGAUGAUGAAGAUGAGGAAAUAUACGUUGAAGAUUUCGAUACUGAUGCUACAGAGGAUGAUGAUAGUUAUUUUAAUGGAACUCCUAUUCGUUAUUUAAACGUUAAUGCAAAUGAUCCAUCACCCUCGAAACCAAAUGAAGUGAGCGAAUCCACUGAAAUAGAACCAUCUGAGAGUGAAAGUUAUGAUGAUGACACGAAGUAUACUCUACAUCCAUUUAAUCCCGACAGACAAGCUGCUGGAAAACCCUUAGAAUUACCCCCAGUUCAUGAACCACAACCAAAAAUAAAACGAACUACUUUACAACAGUCAUUCUUGGAUAAUCUAAAUCCACAUUUAAUAAAGGAAGGAUUUCUACUUAAGUUAAAAGAUGGACAGGAUAUUCCAAAUGUUCAAGAUGAAAUCUUUAAGGCGAGAAAGGAUAAGUUAUGUUUAGAUAUAGCUGAAAAACUUCAAAAUGUAUUUGAAUUAAAUGAUGAUGAUUAUUUUCAUGGUCAUUUCAAUACUUGGCUUAUUAAGGAUGUUUUAUUACAGGGCCAUUUAUAUCUCACUAAACAAUGUAUCUUCUUUUUUGCUUUCCUACCUAAGAAGGUAAUGUAUACCUCAGAUAUUGGUAUUGAUGACUCGCAAAACAUUGUUCAAUCAGGUUCCUUGGGUUUAAAAUCUGCUAAAUAUGUAGAAUCAGUUUUUACAACAAUAAUUACUCAUAAGUUUUGGGCUAUUCUUAGAUCAGAAACAUUAAGUAUUUAUAGUUCAUCAACUGAUUUAUAUUUUCCAAGUUUAGUAAUUGAUUUAAGAACUUGUAUAAGGGCCGAAAUUAUUGAUAAAGAGAAGAUUGAAAAUAUAAAAUCUCCAGGUACUAGAAGUCGAGCUGAUACUAUGGGAUCAGGAUAUAGUACUCCAAAAAUUGGAGCAGGAACUAAUAACUCGGGAGAUACUAUAUUAAGUGAAGAUGAUAUUCAAAGUGUUUUAGCUCGUGAAGGAAUAGAAGAAAAUGUAGAAGGUUUAACUGAAGGAGUAUGGUUUAAAUUGGUUACUGAAAAGAAAUCCUAUAGAUUUUGUUGUGAUAACUUAUAUUCAGCAAGACAGUGGUGUAAUAAUUUGACCAAACAAAUAUUUCAAUUGAACAAUUCUAAUGAAAAUAAUGAAGUAUUGAUUAAAAUUCCUAUUGAAAAUGUAAUGAAUUAUGGAAGAAAUGAAUUAUUUGAACCAGGAGAUGAUGAUAGUGAACAACCUAUAAGUCUUUCAUUAAAUUAUCUUCGUAAUGAUGUGAAAGCUAAGAAAUCAUCAUUAAAGAAGAGAAAGAAUUCAGUUGAAAGUGUUAAUUUAGAAAGCUUAUAUUUCAUGUUUUUCCAUGAAGGUAAUGAAGCAUUUGAAGCCAUUUCUAAAGUAAUAAAUGAUUAUAAGACACAAGAACGUGAUUCAUAUGAUAUUGAUGAUGCAGCUUCAUUAAUAAUACCAUUAUCUGAAGAUAAAUUUGAAAGUACUCCAUUAGAUCGUUCUGAUUCUAGAUUAAAGAAGAUUGGUAGGACUAUAACUAACCCUACAAAAAUAUUUAGUUCUAGAAAAUCAUCUGAUAGUCAUCAAAGUACAAUUUCUAGUAUUGCAACUUCAUUAUUUGAUGAUGUUACAUUUCCAUUUACUGAUUCACAUACAUCCAAUCGGGUUAAUAUGCCACGUCCUUUAUCAUUUAAAGGAUUGAAGAAUCUUCAAAUGAGUUUUGAAACAAGUCACAUUAAUUUUGAUGAUGCUGAAUCAAUGUAUAGAGCUAGAAGUCAAAUUUCUGAUAGUCUGAGUGAUAUUUCAUUUCCUGGACCAUUGAAUUUGACUGAUCCUUCCAAAUACAAGAAGAAAAGUUCUAACAGUAUGCAAAAUAAGAUUUUGAAGAAUUCUAUUGGUAAGAGUAUUAAAGUAAUCUCCAAUGUUGGUAGUAAAUGGACUGCACCUAUAGGUCAUUUUAUAAAGAUAUCUGAAAAUGAUUCUAAUUAUGUUAAGGACUCUAGCAUUAGACAAGAAUCUCAAGAGCAUUUCAUUAAACAUUUUUCAUUAAAUUCAGAAAAGAAGUUAAUUGCUACCUAUUAUUGUCAUUUAAUUCGUACCUUACCUGUAUAUGGUAAGUUAUAUAUUGGUCAAACAGAAAUUUGUUUUAGAAGUUUAUUACCAGGAGUAUCAACUAAGAUGAUUUUACCUUUGACUGAUAUAGAAACUUGUUACAAAGAGAAGAGUGCCAAAUUAACAUAUUAUGGUUUAGUCAUUAUGAUUAAGGGUCGCCAAAAGCUUUUCUUAGAAUUCAGUUCCCAAAAACCUAGAGAUGAUUGUGAAGAAGUUAUGCUUAAACAAUUGGAAGCAUUUCAUGAAGAUGAAGUGUGGUCACCAACACCUAUUCAAUGGGGAAAUAAUUAUGAUCUUGAAUUGAAUAGAGUGAGACUUUCAUCAAAUGAUGGAAUUACUAGUCCAGUUGAACAGAGAGUUAUUGAUGCCAAUAAGAAAAUAGCUUACUCUAAAAUUGAUAAUGCUCGACUUAAAAUGUUUGAAGAUCGAAUCAAUGCUGCUUCUGGUUUGGAUAUACCUCUUAUAUUGGAAGAUUCGCCAUUUAUUAAAAUUGAAAUUAAACCAUCUACUUCAUAUAAGUUUACUUUCUUGACUAUUGGUUCAAGAGGUGAUGUACAACCUUACAUUGCAUUAGGAAAGGGUCUCAUAAAUGAGGGACAUGUAGUGACUAUUGCAACACAUAAGGAAUUUGAACCUUGGAUUAGAAAGCAUGGUAUGGAUUUUAAAGAAAUUGCCGGUGAUCCUGGAGAAUUGAUGUCUUUAAUGGUCACUCAUGGUUCUAUGUCUGUGUCAUUCUUGAGAGAAGCCAGUGCUAAGUUUAGAAGUUGGAUCACUGAAUUAUUAUCUUCUAGUUGGGAAGCAUGUCAAGGGGCAGAUAUAUUAAUUGAGAGUCCAUCAGCUAUGGGUGGAGUUCAUAUUGCUGAAGCUUUAGGAAUUCCAUAUAUGAGAGCCUUUACUAUGCCAUGGACUAGAACAAGAGCUUAUCCUCAUGCUUUUAUUGUUCCUGAUCAAAAGAAAGGAGGAUCUUAUAAUUACUUAACCCAUGUCAUGUUUGAAACUGUAUUCUGGAAAGGAAUCUCUUCUCAGAUUAAUAAGUGGAGAGUAAAAGAGUUGGAUUUACCCAGAACUAAUCUUAUGCGUAUGCAACAGACAAAAAUUCCAUUUUUGUAUAAUGUAUCUCCUAGCAUUUUCCCUCCCAGUGUUGAUUUCUCUGAUUGGGUCAAAGUAACUGGUUAUUGGUUUUUAGAUGAAGGAGCUGCAGAACAGUAUGACCCACCUGAAGCAUUAUUAAAUUUUAUGGCUGAUGCCAAUGAAUCUGGUAAAAAGAUUGUGUAUAUUGGGUUUGGAUCAAUUGUAGUAAAAGAUGCAAAGAGUUUAACUAAAGCUGUUGUGGAAGCGGUCUUGAAUGCGGAUGUUCGAUGUAUUUUAAAUAAAGGUUGGUCUGAUAGGUUAUCUACGAAUAAAGAUGAGCCAGAAAUUGAAUUACCUCCUGAAGUUUAUAAUUCCGGAGCCAUACCACAUGAUUGGUUGUUUCCUAGAAUUGAUGCGGCUGUUCAUCAUGGUGGAUCAGGAACUACUGGGGCCACUUUAAGGUGGGGAGUACCUACAAUUAUUAAACCAUUCUUUGGUGAUCAAUUUUUCUAUGCUUCUAGAGUUGAAGAAUUGGGUGUAGGAAUAUCCUUGAAGAAAUUAAACUCUCGAUCAUUAGCAAAGGCUCUAGAUAAUGCUGUAUCUGAUUUAAAUAUGAUUGAGAAAUGUAAGAGGUUGAGUGAAAAAAUUCAAACGGAAAAUGGAGUCUUGAGUGCUAUUGAAGUUAUAUAUUCAGAAAUGGAAUACGCCAGAAGUUUAAUUACAGCUAAACAACAAUAUAAUGAGAUGUACAAAUUACAUCAUCCUGAUUUCAGAUCGUCCGGUUUACAGACUCCAAUGGCAACUGACUAUGACGAUGAAGAAUAUGAAGAUGAGGCAGACGAUGAUGAAGAUGAUGAAGAUGAAGAAGAUGAAGAAGAUGAUGAAGAUGAUGAGAUUGAUGAUGUUACCUCAGAAGAGGCAGAUUUUACAAUUGCUGAUAAUACCAUUGAUGAGGUUGAUAACCGUAUACCUACUCCGAGUCUCGGAGCAUAA
Molecule: messenger RNA, 4320 nt
Organism: Scheffersomyces amazonensis
Lineage: Eukaryota; Fungi; Ascomycota; Pichiomycetes; Serinales; Debaryomycetaceae
Gene: UGT51C1
Product: Ugt51c1p
Exons: 2
Coding region: 1-4320 (1439 amino acids)
Biological process (GO): carbohydrate metabolic process; sterol metabolic process
Molecular function (GO): hexosyltransferase activity; UDP-glycosyltransferase activity
Source: RefSeq, a predicted model, not a curated record